Molecule: messenger RNA, 2114 nt
Organism: Phycomyces blakesleeanus NRRL 1555(-)
Lineage: Eukaryota; Fungi; Mucoromycota; Mucoromycetes; Mucorales; Phycomycetaceae
Exons: 17
Biological process (GO): phosphatidic acid biosynthetic process; cell motility; intracellular signal transduction
Molecular function (GO): D-type glycerophospholipase activity
Source: RefSeq, a predicted model, not a curated record
GAAGAAGACGAGCGUGAAGAAGAAUACCGUUCAGGGGACCAUAGACACAAGUCAUUUGCUCCUGUGCGCCACGAAGCAGAAGUAAAAUACUUUGUUGAUGGUCACGACUACUGCUGGGCCGUAUCUGAAGCUAUUGAGAAUGCAAAGACCUGUAUUUUUAUUGAGGACUGGUGGCUGACUCCAGAAUUGUAUCUCCGAAGACCCCCAGCCAAGUACGACCAUUUUAGAAUUGAUCAACUACUGAGACGUAAAGCUGAAGAAGGUGUCAAGAUUUAUGUGGUUGUGUACAAGGAAUUUGGUACAACCAUGCCUCUCGACAGUCGUCAUACAAAAGAUGCUCUUCAGACCCAGCAUGAGAAUAUCAUAGUCCAAAGACAUCCUGAUCAUGCUGUUGGUGGAACGUUCUUUUGGUCUCAUCAUGAAAAAUUUGUGGUUAUUGAUAAUGCAAUCGCAUUUCUGGGAGGAUUGGAUCUUUGCUUUGGUCGAUGGGAUACACACACUCAUCGUUUAGCUGAUUUCCACAGCCCUGAACCAGGCAUGGAGAUAUUCCCAGGUCAAGACUAUAGUGAUGCCCGACAUAUAGUGAAAUCAUGGGAUAUGCGCUUGAUUGACAAGACGGUUGUGCCUCGGAUGCCAUGGCAUGAUAUUUCUCUCUGUGUGAUGGGUCAACCUGUGCUGGAUGUUGCUCGCCAUUUCUGUGAACGUUGGAACUAUGUCAAGUACUCUAAAGCAAACACAAAGAAGAGUAUGCCCUGGCUCAAGCCUCCGCUCGGUUCAUGCCGUGCACAGGUUCUUCGGUCUAGUGCUGAUUGGAGUUCAGGAAUCAAAUUAGAGUGUUCAAUUCAAACAGCUUAUAUUGAUGCAAUCAAAACUGCCCAGCACUGUGUUUAUAUCGAGAACCAGUUUUUCACCAUCGUAGAGCGCAUUAUCCGCGCACACGAAGAACGCCAGAAAUUCAAAAUCUAUGUCUUGAUUCCCUUGAUGCCUGCCUUCCCUGCUGAUCUUAUUACCAAGGCUGCUGCCUCAGCAAAAAUGGUUAUGCAUUUCCAGUAUAUUUCCAUUUGUCGUGGUAGCCGGUCAAUUCUUGAGAAACUCAAGGCUGCCGGUAUCUCCAACCCCGAUGAGUACAUCCGGUUCUACAGUCUCCGAAGUUACGAUCGUAUCAACCGUAACAAACUCGAGGAAAUGUUGGCCCGUGCUGCUGGAUACUCACCCCGCGACCAACAGCUGGCCGAAGCUGGUCAGUCAGUCAAUGCACAGAGGGGAAUGUUCUUCCAUAAACCGAACCAGCCCGGAGAGGAGGUCAGGGUCCCUAGUUUCGAGGAGGCGGCUGCCCUGAGAGAAAAAUAUAAACGCGAUGCCGAAACUGUGUUCAAGGUCGAUGACUGUAUUGCAUCGGAUUCAAUUGCCCACAAUGCCAUGGCUGGUGGUGAUGUCGAAAGCGAGCCUUGGGUAACCGACACUGCAUUUGAGGCCACUCGUGAUGAGUAUUCUGAACGGGAAGAAGCAAUGGCAUACGUAUCAGAAGAGCUUUAUAUCCACGCCAAACUUAUGAUUGUAGAUGAUCGUCUUGUUAUUAUGGGAUCAGCAAAUAUCAAUGAUCGUUCUCAAUGUGGUGAGCGAGACUCUGAAAUUGCACUUCUUGUCGAAGAUCAAGACAUGAUUCCAUCCAUGAUGAAUGGUCGCCCGUAUGAUGCGGCUCGAUUUGCUGCUACAUUACGUCGUCAAUUGUGGAAGGAGCAUUUGGGUCUAUUGGAAGAUCAACCUUUGGAUGUUUUGAAUGAUGCAAUGCUGCCUUUGCCUGUGCCUCAGAUCGAUUACACUGACACUGAGGAGGAUAUUCUGGUCCAAGAUCCGCUUUCUGAAGAGAGCCUUGAUUUAUGGAAUUCUACUGCCAGUAUUAACACAGAGGCAUUUAGAGCUGUGUUCAAUUGCGUGCCUGAAGAAAGUGUGAACAAUUGGGAGGAAUACAAGCAAUUCUACCCUGACCCUGAGAAAAUCAACAUUGGCCAUAUCAGUAACCCCAACAUGCCUGUAGAUGAGAUUAGAGGUCAUCUCUCCAAGAUCCGUGGACACUUGGUCGAAUUCCCUUAUGGCUUCCUAAAGGAUGUUGA